ACAAAAUACUUUUAAAUUUAUUACGAAAUUUUCCAGCAUUUCCAACAUUACCUAAUAUCCCUUCUAGUAGUUUGAGUCUUCUAGUUUCUAACAAUGCCGGCCAGCUGCAUUGACCAUCUCAGCAUUAUCGCCUCAGAGGAGGAAUUCGAAGACCUUAUUGAGUGGUAUAAAACGGUUCUUUCUCCGCUCAAAUACAAGGAAAUUAUGCGUUUCCCUGGUGCAGUAGGGAUGGGGAAAGAAGUCCCAGAUUUCUGGGUUACGCAGAAAGAGAGGACCGCGCCGUCACAGCUUCAUUUUGCUUUCACUGCUCCUGAUCGUGAUACUGUCGAUUCCUUCUAUCAUACUGCCCUCGCUGCUGGGGGAACUUGCAAUGGUCCACCAGGAUUACGACCAGAGUAUCACGAGAAUUACUACGGGGCAUUCAUCAUAGAUCCAGUUGGGAAUAACGUGGAGCUAGUUACCCAUAAUGCGCAAUCUCAAAAUGAAUAAAAUUAUCAUUCAAGGAAAUCAAGCAAAGUAUGAAUUGGGAUGAUGUCAAUAUGUC
Molecule: messenger RNA, 544 nt
Organism: Aspergillus wentii DTO 134E9
Lineage: Eukaryota; Fungi; Ascomycota; Eurotiomycetes; Eurotiales; Aspergillaceae
Product: VOC family protein
Exons: 3
Coding region: 94-489 (131 amino acids)
Source: RefSeq, a predicted model, not a curated record